ACACAGACUGCUAGCCUUAUUUUCAUACCUAGUGACUAGUGAAUUGUUUGCUGUGAUUUUUAUUAUGCUUAUAUAUUGUUUGGAAAUCUUUGACAUGGAAUAAUAGUAGGCCUAUAAGGUAAUAAAAAAUGUUUAAUUAUUUUUUUAGUAUCAUAUAAUUUUAGAAGAAAGGCUACCGGAUGGCUUGAUAGCAAAAUUUAAGGACUUUAUUUUUAGAAGAAAUGCUACCAGACGAAAUAUUUUCAAAUAUCAUGUCAUAGAAUAAUAAAGUGAUACCUUUUUGGCAGUGGCGUAGCGAGGGUGUUUGGUGCCCGGGGACAAAAUUCGCGCCCGGGGACAAGAUCCAUUUUUAGCGCCCCUUUUUCUUUUUUUUCAACUCUCAAACUCAUUAUUUUCAUCAAUAAAAUAAUAUCAAAGCACAUAUUGGCGCCCCUAACUAGCUGGCGCCCGGGGACAUCUUCCCCCUGCCCCCACCACGCUACGCCUCUGCUUGUUGGGGAUUUUAUUAAAAGUAAAAUGUAGUUAUCAUUCUAAAGUUGUUUCUUAACAGUGUACUAUUUUUACAGGGAAUUGAGCUUGCUUGUGUCACGUGCUUGUGUGUCACGUGCUUGCUGUGUCAACGGUCUUUUCGCGGCAACAAAACAUAGGCUACUUUAAAAAUGACUGGACUGAAAUUUGUAGCCGUGUUUUUUCUUUGCUGCACAUGGAGUUGUGGAGCUGAGCAACAUGUACACACAGGUAAUUAAUAUUCAUUAUCAUAUAAUAGCAACUUAAAUUUAAAACAAAAAUGAAAGGUUAAUUUAGAGAGCUGUCGCCACAUGGCCGCCAUCUUGAUUGACACGACCAGUUGAUUCUGUCACUAAACCAACAAACCUAAACUAAAUGUAUUCCCUUAAACAUGAACCCUAAAUGUAUCCCUCAACCUAACCUGAAUCCUAAUUCAUAGUAAUUCACUGCAACUAUAAUGAACACGCAAAUGACUGUAGAGGUAAUGGUGACAUUCUCCAAAUUAGCCAUAUUUUUGUUUUAAAUUUUCACCAUGGAAAAGGUCAAUGUCCAUACUAUAACCAUAGGCCAUAGAUAGGGGCCGUCCAUAAAGUACGUCACGCUAUUUUUGACGAUUUUUACCCCCCCUCCCCCAUGUCACAAACUGUUUUUACCCCCCCCCCCCCCUACCAAAAACCGUCCAAAAUUCCUGAAACCCCCCCCCCCCCCCAGUACGUCACACUUUGGAACAAAAUUUUGUUAAAUUAACACCUAAUUAAAAUUUAAUCUAAAACACACUUCACUAUUAAACUGUAUUAAAAUAUAAAAUUUCCACUUAAAAGAACUAUCAAUUAUUAAAAUGACUUUGAUAUUAGUAUUAGAAUAGUUGUCAACUGUUGUCACAGUCAUUCAUUGAAGCAGGAACUCAAUUUAGAUUGAAUUUGAAAACAAAAAUUAGACUAGACAUAUAAUACACUUACACAUCAUCUAUCUGCUGCUUUUUCAUUUACAAUAGGUGAGGUCAAGUUUUAGAUAAUCUUCCGAUUAUGCAAUCUUUUUAAACAGGAUUAGAAGUAGAUUAGUGAAACUUGACCUCACGCAGUGAUUAAAUAAUAAAAAGGACAGUGACAUAAUUAGGCAGCAGACAACAUAGAAAUAAUAAUACUUCAGGCUUGACGAAAGCAAGGCUAUACAUAAAACAAGGCUUCGCAACAGCAUACUAGCGCUCUUAGGAAUCGUGAACAACACAUUCAGGAGAUACGCAUUUCAUGCUAUUUUGACAUAAAAACUAAUUUGAAUGUUUCACAAAAUAUUUUUAAAGUUAUUGAAUUCUAAUACAAAAAUAAAAAAUAAAUUAGAACUGAAAUUUUUAAAAAUUAAUAUGUGGCGUCACACAUGGCCUGUCCCCCCCCCCCCCCCUGGCCUGUCCCCCCCCCCCCUCCCCUGUCACAAACUGUCACACUUUCUUACACCCCCUCUGGAGCGUGACAUACUUAAUGGAUGGCCCCUUAGGCAUAGGCAUAGGGCAUAAAUCAGAUAAAUCUUACUGUCAUGCCAACUCACACUCCAUACUCUGUCAGUGCCCUAAAUGUAUCCCUCUACCUAACCUGAACCCUAAUUUAUAGUAACUCACUACACCCUAUAAAUAACACGCAAAUGACUAUAGACUAUAGAGGUCAUUGUGACAUCUCUCCAAAUUAGCCAUAUUUUUAAUAAAAAAUUUCAUUAUGGAAAUGGUCCAUAGGCAUAGGGCUCAUAGGGCAUAAAUCUUACUGUCGUCAUGCCAACUCACACUCUACACUGAGUCAGUGUCGAUGUUAUAGACAUUAAUAAUCCCUUUCGGUUUUCUAAUAUUUCAAAAAGAAAUCAAAAGUGUAGGCUAACACUCAAACUGUAGCCUAAAUAAAUUAAGCCCAGCAUGUAAUGUAGUCCCUACACUAAUUAUAUAUAUAAUGGCUGAUUCUUAGUUUUAACCCUGUGACGUCAUUUGGGUGUUUAUUAUAGUUGCAGUGAAUGAGGGUUCAGGUUAGGCAUAGGGAUCGAUUUAGGGUUCAGGUUAGGCAUAGUGGUCGAUUUAGGGAUACAUUAGUGAAAGAAUCAACUGGUUGUGUCAACCAAGAUGGCGGCCAUCGCGGGAUGUUCUCUAAUAAUUUACCAAUUAUAGAUUAAGUAGUAUUUAUUUUAUGUUUGUGUGAAUAUUUUAUAUAUACAAUAUAGGCUGGUUUUGAGUUAGCAGUAAGGCCUGGGAUGUGUUCCACGGUAUAUAGGUCACGGAGGUUCCCUAAGGUCCAUUUCCAUCUACAGCGCUGUCUACAGUGCCAUACUAAAAAGAUUUCGAUGUUUGUAUUUUACAUAAUGUAAGUUAUUAUUUUCAUGGGUGACUGGGUGGCCAAAUGGUCUUAACUGAGCAAACCAAGUUGGUGGUCUGGUGUUCAAGUCCAGCCAAAGGCCAGUCAAGCAAAAACAUCACCCCCGGUGGUUGAGACUCGUUAACCUUGGUCGGCAACUCAUCUAAGAGAAGGAAACUCUGAAUUCAAACCCGGAGUUGGAGUCCUCUAAGGCGCAAACAAUGACAAUUCCUGCAACCAAACCCAUCCCUGGUCGUCUUGACGUAGAGUCUUGCCACUGGAUAUGGUGGGCUCGGACAAGAGAGUGAGGUAGACGCCGCGCAACUCCUCUUCACUUUAAACAAAGUCACCUGCGCAAGUCAUCAGUCACCAGACGACUCGAUGGUCCUCGUCAAUCCUCGACGGACGAACAAUAAAAAUAAAAAUAUUAUUUUCAUAUUAUAUAUUUUUUUGUUAAAUUGGGGAGAGGUCACCCCUCCACCCCUCCCCUCCCCAGAGAAUUUCUGUUUUUCUUAUUUUGGUAUUUAAAGUGAGGGGAGGGGUUUGGACACCUCCCCCCCCUCCCCAGUGGUCUCCCCUCCCCAGUUCCUAGAAGAUCAUUACAAAAGUAAUUUAAUUAAGCAGUUGUCUUACUUUUGUUACCUAAGUUUCAACAUACGGACAUACAGGUAUUUUCAACUAAUCAAAAAACAGCAAUUUUGGCGGGCGUAAUUUUUUUCAUCGGUGUUGGGUCUUGGGGUAUCAGCAAGGAUGUUUCUUUUUUUCCUUUCUUUUGAACGUGUAAGUUGAAUUUUAAUACAAAUUAAUGGAAAAUUUCAUUUCAAUAUACUUCAUAUUAACCAUAUCGUUUUUGAUUGGAGAAUGCUCAAUAAAGAACAGGAAUGUUAUAACACACAUCGUUCGGGUCAUUCAAAGAAUAGAUCUAUUCAUCCCAAGCCUAGUGUUGGGAUUCCCCAAUGUGACGUCACUGCGCUUAGGGUGAGAAAACUUGGCAAAACCCAUACCGUUAACUCAAAAUUUACGUUUAAUAUAUAAUAUAUAUAUAUAUAUUUAUAUAUAUAUUUAUAUAUAUAUAGAUAUAAUAUGAAUGAGAAUCCCAAGUUUGACACAAAAGCGUGUCUUAAAAAUCACCAACUAAAACAAACAACCACCACCACACCCCCUAUCUUCAUAACCCUAAGGCUAAAAGUAAAAAGGGUUCACUGGCUCAAUCAGUCAAUGAUCACAUUAUGAUUGUCUGUUACCCUCAGAAUGCGGCGGCAAUCUGGGCUUUCAAUCAGGAGUUAUAGCCUCACCAAAUUACCCUGAGAUUUACCCACCUGAUUUGAAAUGCUUAUGGUAUAUUCAUGCACCAACUGGAGAAGUUAUAGAUUUAAGGUAAACGUUUAUAAUUGGUUUAUAGUUUUCUUCAGAAGUUUUUGAUUGCGAUUUUUACACGGCACAUUUUAAAUUAAAAAAAAAAAUAUUGCAAUUUUUAGAAAUAAAAACGAUUAUUUGUCAACAUAAUUUUGAAUGUCAAUGUUAGAUCUAAUUUAUUUAAUGAUCUGUAUUUUAGGUUUAGAUUCUUUGACCUGGAAGCAAUGGACAAUGUCAGAAUUUACAAUGGUCAUCAUUUGCUAGAAGAUUUUUGCAUCGGUACAUAUAGUGGCCUAAAGAAUCAGACGGAAAUGUCAAGCCUCUUUGUACGCUCAGCU
Molecule: messenger RNA, 4528 nt
Organism: Lymnaea stagnalis (great pond snail)
Lineage: Eukaryota; Metazoa; Mollusca; Gastropoda; Lymnaeidae
Source: the annotation of a GenBank genome assembly